This is a messenger RNA of Cynara cardunculus var. scolymus (artichoke), 463 nucleotides long. RefSeq lists its product as uncharacterized. Lineage: Eukaryota; Viridiplantae; Streptophyta; Magnoliopsida; Asterales; Asteraceae. The transcript has a single exon. Bases 87 to 299 code for a protein of 70 amino acids. The record is from RefSeq and is a predicted model, not a curated record.
CCCCCCCCCUCCAAAACCAUACGAUUGCUCCACUGAUUGCUGCCAUUUUUCUUCAAUUCUCCAUCUCAGAUCUCGCAGAAUUCAACAUGUGUUGUGGGAAGAUAUGCAUGAUGUGUACGUGCUUGAUCCUCGUCGUCAUAGCAAUCGGUAUGUUAUUUGGAUUUGGUGUUUUCGGCAAAGCUUUCCACAAGGUCAACAAUGAAUUGCAUUAUUCUUAUUCUCCAUCAUUUCAACCGGAUCCUGAUAUUCCCGCCGGUCGGCCGUUCUUCGUUUACGCUGCCCCUCCCCUUAGUGGUUAGUUUUUGACUAGGGAUUUGUUCGUGAUGUUCCUUAAUUUCAAGCGACAACAAUAUUCUAGUAAUAUGAAUAUUUUUACUUAUUUCUUAUAUUCUGCUUUCUUCAUGUAUAUUGUCUCUACAUUCCAUAAUUCACAUUGAAUCAUGCAAAAAUUAUUACUUUUAAC